Molecule: messenger RNA, 993 nt
Organism: Sporisorium graminicola
Lineage: Eukaryota; Fungi; Basidiomycota; Ustilaginomycetes; Ustilaginales; Ustilaginaceae
Exons: 1
Coding region: 1-993 (330 amino acids)
Biological process (GO): U4 snRNA 3'-end processing; TRAMP-dependent tRNA surveillance pathway; exonucleolytic trimming to generate mature 3'-end of 5.8S rRNA from tricistronic rRNA transcript (SSU-rRNA, 5.8S rRNA, LSU-rRNA)
Cellular component (GO): cytoplasmic exosome (RNase complex); nuclear exosome (RNase complex)
Source: RefSeq, a predicted model, not a curated record
AUGCCGCCAGGCCAGAUGCUCGAGCCGUCGGUGACCGAGUCCGAGUUCACGCUCUCGUGUCUUCGGGACGGCGUGCGCGUCGACGGACGAUCGUUCCUUUCGGCGCGCGACAUCGAUAUUGCCUUUGGUGAAGAGCUCGGCAGCGUCACGGUCAGCAUCAAGGGCACACGCGUCUCCACCUCUGUGAGAGCGACACUCAUGCCCCCGCGCUCCGACCGCCCCUACGAAGGCUUUCUGCAGAUCACGACGGACAUCUCGCCGAUGGCGGGGAUAGAGUACGACACCACCGGCGGGGGCGCGAAUUCGUCGGCGCGUGCGAGGGAGGUGCUGUUCGACCGGCUGAUCGAGAAGGCGGUGCGCAGGACCGAGGCGGUGGAUCGCGAGGCACUGUGCGUGGUUGCGGGCGAGCAGGUGUGGAACGUGCAGCUGACGGUGCAUUUGCUAUCGGAUACGGGUGCGGCGCUCGACGCCGCCGUGCUGUGCUCCAUGCUGUCGCUGCGCCAUUUUCGAAGACCAGACUACUCGAUCGAAAAUGGCAACCAGGUGCAUCUGUACUCGCUCGACGAACGCGUGCCCAUCCCUCUAGCCAUCCAUCACACGCCACUCUGCGUCACUUUUGCCAUCUUCAACAACCCCUCCUCCUCCUCCUCUUCCUCCUCAACCACUAAAGCACAAGACCCAGACUCGCUCAUCGACCCAUCCUCCUCCUCCUCGUCUGCAGCCGGCAGCGCCCCAACAAUAACAACGACGACGACGCUAGCCCUGCUCGACCCCACGCUGCUCGAAGAGUCGCUCGCGCACUCGAAGCUCACACUCGUACUCAACGCACAGCGCGAGCUCUGCGUCCUGGACAAGUCGUACGGCAGCCCCAUCGCGCCCCAGCUGCUGCUCGAUCUCAUCCACCUCGGCCUGAACCGCAUCCAGCAGCUGACCGACACGCUCGAAGAUGCAUUGAGGCGCGAUGCCGAGACCCGGGUCGUCGAAGUCGUCUAA